AUGCCCUCGCCGUCGCCGUCGUCGCCAGCUGGGCGCCGCGCCCAGCGGCCGGGCAGCACCCGCCUGUCCACGUCGACGUCGUCGCCCGACCUGCCCGUCGCCGCCGACGCCGUCCCUCGCCCCGGCGACAGCUCUCCCUCAUCCUCGCAGCCCAAUGGCAACGGCGCCAGCGACUCCUCCUCGUCCCCGAGACACUCGUCCUCCAGCGCGCGUCCGCCGCCGCCCCCCGCUACCCCUCCUGCCGCGCGUCCGAGCCUCUUCUCGCGCCUGAGCCUGCCUCUGCCUCUGCGGAACCGCAAUCGCAACCUCGUCGACUUUCACAUCCGCUGCGAUGAACCCUACAAAAAGUACUGCGCCGGCGACUCGGUUCGCGGCGUCGUCGUCCUCGCCCUCGUCAAGCCCCUGCGGAUAACCCACCUCGUCGUCUCCCUCCACGGCUACGUCCGCGUUCUCAAAGACCCCGCCUCGGCGGCAAAGGCACAUCUCGCUCCGGCUUUGGCCUCCAACGGGCCCUCCAACCGCCCGCAAUAUCACGGCAAUGGCUUGGCCAGCUUGUUCCAGGACGAGCAGGUUCUCAGUGGGGAAGGCAGGAUCGACACGGGUCGCUACGAGUUUGGCUUCGAGCUGGUCUUUCCAGACAAGGAACUACCCAGCAGUAUUGAUUUUGAGCGCGGAACGAUAUCUUACAUGAUCACGGCCACAUUAACGAGACCGACGACGAUAGCCCCUACAACAACCUGUGACAGGAGGGUGACGCUGUCACAGUUGAUAGACAUAGGCCUCCUCCCGCCCCCACGCCCGAGAGCCAUCUUUCUGGAGCCAAUAUCGAAGCGCUCGCGGAGGAAAAAGGCGGCUGCGGUGGAAAAGUCUACUUCAACCAUUUCAGAGGUCAAUGAUGUCGCCUCCGAGGCCGAUUCGGUCGACCGGUCAGUCGCGGCUGACGAUACCGCCCGCGAGGGCCAGGCGGAUCACCGGAGCCAGAUUCCAAGCGACAUGCGCAGCGAGAUUAGCGGCGAAAGCGGCCGCAGUGCCAGCACUGCCGUUAGUCGGCUCGACCUCGCUCAGCUAUCUCAGGUCGGGUCGGCCAUGACACAGGCAGCGAAACAGCAAGUAGUGGACGACAAGACUAUAACAGCCACCAUCACGUUGAUAAAGGGAGGCUGUUUGCCCGGCGACAGCGUUUCCGUCAAGAUAAUGGUUCAGCAUAUAAAGCGCGUCAAGAGCAUGACCGGCGUCAUUGUGACGCUUUUUCGGCAGGGCAAGAUGGACACGUCGCCGUCACCGGCCGCGUUCCGGGACUCGGGUAUUGGUGAAAGUCGUGGCGGGGACAAGGAUGAGAUGUAUCCACGGUCACGGACGGGCCUCGGGGGCCUAUCGCUUUCAUCGACCAGCUCCACGAGCAUGUUCCGCAAGGACCUGGACCAAAACGCGGCGCCCCUCAUCAUCGAUCCCGUCUCGCUGCAGGCAUCCGUCACGGUCUCCGUAAGGGUGCCCGACGAUGCAUUCCCCACCAUCAAAGGCGUGCCGGGGGACAUGAUCAGCUUCAAGUAUCAGGUGGAGGUGGUAGUCGACCUGGGUGGCAGGCUGGCGAGCCAGCUCCAAGGUGGUCAGUCCACUUCGAGGCUUGGGCCGUACGGAUACGGCAGCUCCGACCAGGCGAGCAACACGUACGGGCCUAGGCGGCCGGUCAACAUCGCCGACACGGCGCAAUUGAGAAGGGAAAAGGGCGUCAUUUCGGUAUCAAUGGAGACGGUUGUGGGGAGCAUGGACAGCUCUAGGAUCCGCAAGCCGUUGACGAGGCCGCCAGAAACGAGGGCAAUUCGCAUUGCCGAGAGUGACGACGAGGAAGUCAUUCGCCCAGAGGCGCCGCACCACGACGAGGCCUCGCCCAGCUACUUUGAAACAAAUGGCCAGCUGCCGCCCAACGGAUACCAAACUGCCCCUCGCACCGGGCAGCCGUCGUACCAAGAUGCGACGCACCACGGGCCGCUCUCACACACCAACGGGUAUCAUACCACCGCCGCACCCUCAUACGUCCCACCGCCGGAGGUCCCCAGCGAGCAUGGUAUGAGCGAGAAGGAGCGCAUACGACAAGCGGAAACGCGUCUGCUGCCCAGUCAGCCACCAGCGUCCGCAACUGCGGGCCCAUCGUCGGCGCCCGCGGAGGACGACAUUUACGACGCCGAAGACACGCCGCGAAUACAGGCUAUGGAGCCGAGCGCACCGAGCAACGGAGAUGCCGAAGCCGGGCCGUCGGCACCUACGGAGGAAGAGAUGAACGUGACGCAGCCGGCGGAGGACAAGCAGGAACUUGAGCGCCAGCGGCUGAUGAACGAAGCCAGCGCGCCGCCCGAGUUUCCCGACGACGCGGACGGGCGAGGCGCGAGCUCGUCGUCGCAAAGCGCGCCGCAGGACGCCGAACCCUCGGCGCCGGUCCUGAACGAGGACGAGGACGACUACCCGGGCUACGGCGUCGGCGCCGGCCCAUCUGCGCCGAGAAGCGCCACCAGCCACGCGGAGCAGCUGCCGGCGUAUGAGCGGUGA
Purpureocillium lilacinum is the source of this 2544-nucleotide messenger RNA. Its product is annotated as pH-response sensor protein. The record is from RefSeq and is a predicted model, not a curated record. Gene Ontology annotation, cellular component: plasma membrane; cytoplasm; cytosol. NCBI's taxonomy places the organism in Eukaryota, Fungi, Ascomycota, Sordariomycetes, Hypocreales, Ophiocordycipitaceae. Gene Ontology annotation, molecular function: ubiquitin protein ligase binding; protein-macromolecule adaptor activity. Gene Ontology annotation, biological process: ubiquitin-dependent endocytosis.